AUGGCGUCUCCUGAUAAAUACCUCCCCCUUCUACUGGCUGGUGGCAAGCGAUGUCCAGGUCGAAUGAUGCUCUGCCUGUGCCCCUCCUGGGUGAGCAGGCUCCCCUCCAAAACCCUACCAGGCCUGUUCUCCCUGUUUAUCCUGAAGGCUGUCACCUUUGAGGCUGGUGGCUACACUUACCUGGACACCUUCAGUUCUCCUUGUCGUGUCACCUACCUCCUAGAGGAUGGCUCAGUGGGCUCCUCUAUGGGGGAAGGGCUGGACUGCCCGACCUGUGGUUCUCCCCAACUCAACACCCUCACUGAGGAUGUUCUACUGAACUACCAGCUCCUGGGGGGGAAGGGGGUUCCUCUCCCUCCCAUGCUGGCCCUUGCCUAUCGCCCUUCGGUGGGGUUAGUCUCCCCACACCCUUCCCUCAUGUUCCAUUCUAUACAGGAAAAAGAGGAUCUGCAGGAAACUAUGGAGAAGGUCAUAAAUGCCUUUCUGAAACAGCCAGAGGUACAAUGUUCUGACAAAGUAAGUUCCUUAAAACAGGGCCAUAUGUUUACUUUCAGAAACAUAUAA
Molecule: messenger RNA, 564 nt
Organism: Clupea harengus (Atlantic herring)
Lineage: Eukaryota; Metazoa; Chordata; Actinopteri; Clupeiformes; Clupeidae
Product: carnosine synthase 1-like
Exons: 2
Coding region: 1-564 (187 amino acids)
Biological process (GO): carnosine biosynthetic process
Molecular function (GO): carnosine synthase activity; ATP binding; metal ion binding
Source: RefSeq, a predicted model, not a curated record